Messenger RNA from Sitodiplosis mosellana (orange wheat blossom midge), 744 nucleotides. RefSeq names its product inward rectifier potassium channel irk-1-like. The annotation marks the transcript as partial. Gene Ontology annotation, molecular function: inward rectifier potassium channel activity. NCBI's taxonomy places the organism in Eukaryota, Metazoa, Arthropoda, Insecta, Diptera, Cecidomyiidae. The transcript is spliced from 4 exons. Gene Ontology annotation, cellular component: plasma membrane. The record is from RefSeq and is a predicted model, not a curated record. Gene Ontology annotation, biological process: regulation of monoatomic ion transmembrane transport; potassium ion import across plasma membrane.
AUGCACGUAGACAGUGUCACUAGACACGCGCCAGUAUCUGUUGGAUGCAAAAUUGUGCCAUACACAUUAGGGUGGUCCAAACUGAUUUAUCAUGGUGAGGUAUAUGCUCCCAAAAGCUUAAUCGACCUUAUUAAAUCCGACUCCAGGAUUGGCUCGAUUCAUAAUCAAAUCCGUUCAUCAAUUAAAACUGCUGCCGAGUCAUCCAGCCAAACCACUAGAUACCAUCAAAUACUGUUCUCUUCACGACGGGCACGAAAGCGUAUCGUAUUCAAAUAUGGCGAUAGUAAUGUUGUUCAGGGAAACGUGGCCAAGCUGCGUAGAAGAUAUUUUCAGGAUAUUUUCACGACAUUAGUCGAUGUGAAAUGGCGUUGGACGAUAUUUGCGUUUGCCAUGAGCUUCAUUGGUACAUGGUCAGUGUUUGCUGGAAUUUGGUGGCUCAUUGCCUAUACACACAACGAUCUGCCCGGUAUGAGACCUGUCAAUAAAACAUUCAUUCCUUGCGUUGCAGAACUCAAAAGUGUUACGACCACUUUCUUAUUUUCCGUUGAAACACAAUACACAAUAGGUUAUGGCGUUCGUUAUGUUACGGAUCAAUGUCCCGAUGCGAUACUAACGUUAUGCAUUCAGUGUAUUUUGGGCGUAUUAAUUCAAGCAUUUAUGGUGGGCAUUGUGUUCGCAAAGCUGUCACGGCCCAAGAAACGUGCGCAAACAUUACUAUUCUCACGAAAUGCCGUGAUAUGUCAU